This is a messenger RNA of Punica granatum (pomegranate), 3737 nucleotides long. The record is from RefSeq and is a predicted model, not a curated record. Lineage: Eukaryota; Viridiplantae; Streptophyta; Magnoliopsida; Myrtales; Lythraceae.
CUUUAGGCUCAGGAAGGACAGAGAGGGGCUCUCAGACAUAUAACAAUGGAAGAAUAAGGCCAUUUCCAAGCUCAGUCUCUCCCACCUCUUCUCUUCAAAAUCAUACCCAAAGAGAUCAAAAUAAAGGCAAAAGGGGAUGCUCAUCUUCUUCCUUCCUUGUAUAUGAAGUCUCUUUACAUGAAAUGUGAAAGAUGCUUCAUCAAGCUUCUCAGAUUCCCUUUGCUUUCCUCCCCUUUCCCGGAAAAUUGAAACCCGCUUUUACCCGUGUGCUUAAAUCCUCUCGCCUUCCAUCCUAGCGUUUCCUAUCAGUAUUCCAUCCAAAAGACACUCUCUUGAAGGUUUAGCAUGUUACCCUUCAUCGUCCUUGCGAUUUAUUUUCUUCUGAGUCCGCCUUGCUUGUCUUCUCCAGUGAGCGACUUCGAUGCCUUGGUUGCACUGAGACAAGGAUUCCAGUUCCCGGAACCCGCUUUAAUCAGCUGGAACACCUCCAAUCCGAGCUCGGUCUGUUUGUGGGCCGGGGUUCGGUGCUUGAAGGGUCGGGUCAUCUCACUCGACUUGACGGACUUGAAUCUCUAUGGUUCUGUGUCACCGCUGGUAUUGAGACUGGACCAUCUAGUCGAGCUGUCCCUUGCAGGCAACAACUUCACUGGCACGAUCAGGAUUGAGAAUCUGGUCAGUCUUCGGUUUCUGAACAUCUCAAACAAUCAGUUCAGUGGUGAUUUGGAUUGGAACUACUCGAGCAUCCCGAGCUUGGAGGUGUUCGAUGCUUAUAACAACAACUUCACGGCUGCCCUUCCAACUGGGGUCCUCGGUUUGAGUGGCCUCAGGCUCUUGAACCUCGGGGGAAAUUACUUCUAUGGGGAAAUCCCGGAAAGCUACGGGAAUCUGGUGGGCUUGGAGUACCUUUCUCUUGCAGGUAACGACCUCCGGGGGAAAAUCCCAGGGGAAUUGGGAAACUUGACGAACCUUCGAGAGAUCUACUUGGGCUAUUACAACGUCUUCGAUGGUGGGAUUCCGAAGGAGUUCGGGAAAUUGGUUAAUCUUGUCCACAUGGACCUCUCGUCCUGUGACUUGGACGGGCCAAUCCCGCAUGAGCUGGGGAACCUGAGAGCCCUUGACACGCUCUACCUGCAUAUCAACCGCCUUUCUGGAGCAAUCCCAAAGCAGCUCGGCAACUUGACGAGCUUGGUGAACUUGGACCUUUCCAAUAAUGCGCUGACUGGAGAAAUCCCGCUCGAGUUCGUGAACCUCAAGAGGCUCAAGCUCUUCAACCUUUUCAUGAACCGGUUACAUGGAUCGAUCCCUGAGUUUAUUGCAGAUCUCCCGAGCCUGGAAACUCUAGCCCUGUGGAUGAACAACUUCACGGGUGAGAUUCCUAGGAACCUCGGGCAGAAUGGGAGGAUUCAGCUGUUCGACUUGUCAUCGAACAAGCUCACUGGGACGAUUCCCCCUGAUCUAUGCUUACAAAACCAGCUUGAGAUACUCAUAUUGCUCAAGAAUUUCCUGUUCGGACAGAUCCCCGAAGAGCUCGGGAAGUGCACGAGUCUAGUUCGUGUGAGGCUGGGGCAGAACUACUUAAAUGGGACCAUUCCUGGUGGCUUCAUCUACCUUCCUCAGCUGAAACUCAUGGAGCUGCACAACAAUUACCUCUCGGGGACAGUGUCCGAGAAUACCAAUUCGACGUUCAAGCCCAUCAAUCUGGGUCAGCUCAAUCUGGCUAACAAUCAGCUCUCCGGUCCUUUACCAUCUUCUCUAUCGAACUUCUCUUCCCUCCAAAUCCUUCUCUUGAGUGGCAACCAAUUCUCGGGUCCAAUCCCGCCAUCUCUAGGGGAGCUCCACCAGGUGCUAAAGAUCGAUCUUAGUCAGAGCUCGCUCUCAGGUGAGAUUCCACCUGAGAUCGGAAACUGCGACCAUCUUACGUUCCUCGACUUGAGCCAGAACAAUCUCUCCGGGUCAAUCCCAUCCGAAAUCUCGAACAUUCGUAUCUUGAAUUACUUGAAUGUGUCCAGAAACCAUCUCAACGAGACGGUGCCCAAGUCAAUCGGUACCAUGAAGAGCCUCACGACUGUUGAUUUCUCCUUCAACGAUCUCUCAGGCAAACUUCCGGAGUCGGGGCAAUUCGCUUUCUUCAACGCAUCUUCCUUUGCCGGCAACCCUCGGCUGUGCGGGUCCCUCAUUAGCAACCCGUGCAAUUUCACUGCGAUCCCGAGUGGCCCCCAUAAGAACUCCUCGAACUUUAAGCUCAUAUUCGCACUUGGGCUCCUCCUCUGCUCUCUAGUAUUCGCGGCAGCUGCAAUAAUUAAGGCCAAGUCGUUUAAGAGGAGCGGUCCCACCAGUUCAUGGAAGAUGACGGCCUUCCAGAAGCUCGAUUUCACGGUCUCGGACAUCCUCGAAUGCGUGAAAGACGGGAAUGUGAUUGGCAGAGGCGGAGCAGGGAUCGUCUAUCACGGGAAAAUGCCAAACGGAGUGGAGAUCGCCGUCAAGAAACUUCUCGGGUUUGGGACAAACAGCCACGACCACGGGUUCCGGGCAGAGAUCCAGACGCUAGGCAACAUCAGGCACCGGAACAUUGUGAGGCUGCUGGCAUUCUGCUCGAACAAGGAGACGAAUCUCCUCGUGUACGAGUACAUGAGGAAUGGGAGCUUAGGGGAGGCGCUACACGGGAAGAAGGGCGGGUUCCUAGGAUGGAACCUGAGGUACAAGAUCGCCAUCGAGGCCGCGAAGGGCCUCUGCUACCUCCACCACGACUGUUCUCCGCUGAUUGUCCACCGUGACGUGAAGUCCAACAACAUACUCCUGAACUCGAGCUUCGAGGCCCACGUAGCAGAUUUCGGGCUCGCGAAAUUCCUGGUGGACGGGGGUGCUUCGGAGUGCAUGUCCGCGAUCGCAGGAUCAUACGGCUACAUUGCUCCAGAGUACGCGUACACGCUACGGGUCGAUGAGAAGAGCGAUGUCUACAGCUUCGGAGUUGUCCUCUUGGAGCUCCUGACGGGUCGACGGCCCGUGGGGGACUUCGGCGAGGGCGUGGACAUCGUCCAAUGGAGCAAACGAGCGACCGGGUGCAGGAAGGAAGAGGCAGACCGCAUCGUCGACCCCAGGCUGACCCUGGUGCCAAGGGAUGAGGCCGAGCAUCUCUUCUUCAUCGCCAUGCUCUGCGUCCAGGACAACAGCGUGGAGCGACCCAAUAUGAGGGAGGUCGUCCAGAUGUUGUCAGAGUACCCCAAAAACGUCUCCCCAGACCACAGCGGCCACCAGUCGUCCUCGUCCUCGGCCUCUCGGACCACGAAACAGGCCCAAAGCAAUGGCCCGGAAAAGGAACAAAGCCAUCUAAACUCCAAACAACAAGUUCUUUUGGUUUAAAACAUAAAUAAUCCGAGGUUUUCUCUAGAGUAAUUUACAAACGGGGUGUCUUUAUAACGGGGUUUAAAUUUCUUAAUUUCCUUUUAAAACUAAUAUUAUCUUCUUCUUCUUUUUUCUUGUGAAUCUUUUUGUUUUUGUUUCUUUUAGGGUUCUUUUGUGGGAACAAGCGAAAGUAGAGACGUAGGAAUGAUAUAUAAUAUAUAUAUAUUUUUUUAGAGAGUUGGGUGGGUGCACUUCUUUUUAAGGGGGAAUUUCUCUUUUUUGGCACGUAGAAGGGCUUUGCAUAUAUGGCUUUUAAUGAGGGCCAUACAAAUUGUACGCUUACUUUGUGUAUUACAUUUCCAAUCAAUACAUGUUAAUUAUAUUGGUAAUGGCAA